This is a messenger RNA of Rhipicephalus microplus (southern cattle tick), 834 nucleotides long. RefSeq lists its product as uncharacterized. Lineage: Eukaryota; Metazoa; Arthropoda; Arachnida; Ixodida; Ixodidae. The record is from RefSeq and is a predicted model, not a curated record.
AUGACGGCAGUGGUGGCUGGCGGCGGAGCUGCCCUGGUGUGGCCUCUUGACGUGGAUGUGAAGGCAGAGCGUAUCUCCACUCUUGCGGCUGAGGCAACGGUGCUUCGAAUGCUCCAAGCGAUUGCCGAACUUCUUCGCGGACAAUGCUCUACAGAAGAAGAAAUGAGACGGCACCUGCUCUUCGCUGCACUAGCCGCCUUCGCGUUCUUGAACUCAGGCUAUGCCGCGCCACAUGAAAGUUCCUCAUCUGAGGACUCAAACGCAAUUGCUGGACAAGAUGACUACCAACACGAUGAUGGAGGCUUCCCAAAAGAACCAUCUCCAACUGAAACAGAAAAAAGCGACAGCGAUUCUGAAACAACCACAUCGUCCACGAAAGAUAGCAGUAGCAGCCACCAAGAUGAAGAGCGUGAAGAAAACCGAGGUUCCAGCGAGACUACAACUGGAGCAGACAGUGGUAGCCAAGAUGAAGAGCUAGAACAGAAAGAUGAUUCCAAAGAGACGACUACACAAUGUGAUUCAACUUCUACUGAAGGAGACAAUGGCAGUGAAGAUGAAGAGGGUGACAAAACCCAAGAGCCCAGUGAGACUACAAAACCUGGUUCAACUGCAAAUGAAGCAGACAGUGGAAGCAAAGAUGAAGAGCUAGAAGAAAAUGACGACACCGAAGAGACGACUACAGAAUGCGGCUCAACUUCAACUGAAGGGGACAAUGACAGUCAAGAUGAACAGCGUGAAGAGAAGGAAGGCUCCGACUCCGACAAAGAAUUAUCGCCGUUGCAAAAUCUAAGCAAGAUAAUCACUGAUCCAUUCAAAAAUCUGGUCGGGAAAUAA